AUGGCUCAAACACCGCAGCAAAGGAGGGCAAACCUCAAGUUCGCGAAGGGCAACGAGGCACGCAUGGGCAAGUCAGAGGACCAAAUCAAGAAGCGGGUCAAGGAUACGCCCAAGUCGCCCAUCUCGCCCAUCUGGCUGGUGCUCCUCGGCUUCGUCGUUUUUGGCGGCCUCAUCUUCGAAGUCAUCUCGCGCAUCUUCCUCCGAUGA
Molecule: messenger RNA, 207 nt
Organism: Dichotomopilus funicola
Lineage: Eukaryota; Fungi; Ascomycota; Sordariomycetes; Sordariales; Chaetomiaceae
Exons: 3
Coding region: 1-207 (68 amino acids)
Cellular component (GO): endoplasmic reticulum
Source: RefSeq, a predicted model, not a curated record